CGCUGGGUGGCGAUGGGUGGUAGACAGACGGACGGACGGCCGGACAGUCAGUGAGUGGCAGUGCACUAUGUAGCAUGUGGCACUUACUCCCCUUCUUGGCAAUCCUCUGCGCUCAUAUAAAAGGCCUCCAGAUCACGUCACUGCUGGUGCCUCCGUACGUCGUCAACAACUCUGGCCUGGUGGUGUUGGACUGUCAGUACACUCUCACACCCUACGACCUGCAGCUAGACUCGGGGUUGGUGGUCAAGUGGUUCUUCAACAACGGGCCCGCUCCGGUCUACCAGUGGAUCCCCAGCCAGCGACCUCAAGACCUCGGUAUCCUCCGAGGUCGGCUGGACCUCGACUACCGAGCCUCGGACAACAACGCCACCAUGUUCCGCGCCCUCUCCAUCCUGAAUCCUACCACAGAUCUGUCUGGAGAGUACCGCUGCGCCGUGUCCACCUUCACUGACGAGGACUUCAUGAUACAGAGAAUGAUAGUAUACGCUCCAGAAAAGCGGAUGGAGAUGACUCAUGUCCAGGCAGAUUCAGAGAGCGCUAAUGUGACUUGUGCAGGAUACGGCCUCUACCCAGAACCCAGGAUAGCAUUCUACAAGGAUCCUUACACGCCUAGAAUUAGUAAGCCACUACAAGGAAUAACGAUAGAGACCAGUUCCAGGACAGGACAUUACGACAUAUCGGCCAAUAUGGUGUUCCGGGACAAUGACCUGCACUCCCCUACCAUCUUUAUCUGUGAGAUCUGCAUCCCCACCACAGAGUACUGCCGGCGUAAGCGGCUAGUCUACUACCCGGGCAGUAUAACAAGUUAUCACUCAGACAGCAGUCUUAUGAAGGAGACCAUGACAACGUGGUUACUCAUUCUGGUGCUGUUUAUCUACCAUUAGCAGUGAAUAAUGUUUGUUUCAGAGAUUCAAAUGCACAAUUUAUGAAACAGCCGUUCCAGGAUUAGUCUGAAGAACUUGUGGUUCCUAUCUGGUGGUGCUUGGAAGCCAAGAACACUCAUUGACGUUGUAUAUAUAGUUAACAUAUUUUGUGUAAAUUUUCCGGUUAUUUAUACAUUGUAUACUAGUUCAUUAUGUCUUCCUAUAUUUCUUAGCACUAUUAAAUAACUUGUGAGAAAAAUAAAUUAUUACAUUUACCAUUGUACAUUUUACUUCAAGAAUCCGUUUAUAAAAAAUUUGCAAAUAACUUUUAAGUAAUUACUUUAUUAAAGAAUGAAUAAUUCUA
Molecule: messenger RNA, 1227 nt
Organism: Homalodisca vitripennis (glassy-winged sharpshooter)
Lineage: Eukaryota; Metazoa; Arthropoda; Insecta; Hemiptera; Cicadellidae
Exons: 7
Coding region: 75-884 (269 amino acids)
Source: RefSeq, a predicted model, not a curated record